GCUAAAACAAAGCAGCUACGGUCAAACGUGUCAGAAUAUGGGCGUACACUGCGACGUCUUUAGAGCUUUUCCUGUUGUAAAAACGUGUAGACAUCUUUUGGUUUCGGUUUGUCAAAAGCUUAUUUUACGCGUGUAAAAACUAAAACAAGACAUCCCUGCUUUUGAAAGCAGAUGUAUAGAAGCAACUACUAAAGCUUCACUACUCCUGUCCUCACCGUACCUCUGGCAUGUGAUUUGAGACCCUGUGUGCUGACGUGAGUAUGGAGGGGGAUGAACUGGAGAUGAACAGAGAUGAGCUCCAGAAGUGGAUCAGAGAGAAGGUGGAGAAACGUGAGCUGAUCACCCCGGAUUUGCUCGAGAAGUGCAACAUGCUCCAGUCGCUGCUUGAAAGGAGGGAGAAACGCGCUGCUAAACUCCUGAAACUCUGGGAGUCUGUGGCAGCAUGUGAAGCAUCUCUGAAAAAACAAUACUCGUUGCUGGGAUUGGAAUACAGAGACACAGAUUCUGAAGAUGAUGAUGUUGGCACUGGUUGUGAACACGUGCCUCACUUGUCAUACGAUCCUGUUCAGUCUGAGACUCGAGGCUGCCUUUCUCCUGCCACUAGAGGCCAUACUCUGAAUGGAAACCAUGACAAAAAACUGUUUCCUUAUAUAAGAAACUCAGUGGUUUCCUUGACCAGACUACCUGAAUGGAAGAUCGCUGCUCUACUUCCAUCAACCUCUCAAGAGGAUGACAGUGAGAAUGAAAUCUUGAGCAACUUAGGUUCUGAUGACCAGUGGGAACCAGAAAUAAACUCCAGUGAUUCUGACUGUUCUGUUCUGUUUAACAACAAGAGGAGAAAAAUAGAACAAAAGUCAAAUGAAAAACUUGGCAAGAGUCAUGAAACACAACCAGUCGCCUCUAAAGCAGAUAAUGACGACAGUAUAGCAGAAACUAAAGCACCCCAAGCUAGCAACCAAAGCAUAGCUGAAUAUGGUGCUUUGAAAACAGAGUCUCCACCAGCAAAAACUGAAGUGACAGAGGUUCCUUCUGUGUGCAGUUUAUCAGCUUCAUGCCAGACCACAGAUAAAGCCACUGAUAAAACCACUAAGAACCUUCCUCGUGUGCCGGAAAAGGAGCUCAGUGUGGACAUGACUGUUGUGGCUCGGAGGAGGCAACUGAAAUGGCAACAGGGGAAAAUCAAGGAAAUCCUAACAAAGAAAGAUGGUAGGUUGAAAUACAAGGUUGUUUUUGAAGAGAUGGGAAAGGUGCUUGUGUCUGGUUACCACAUCGCCUUGGACCACAUACCAGAGGUUAAGCAGCUGUUUGUUGGUGCCCGUGUGGUCGUCAAGUGUAAAGCUGAUCGCCCCUACUUCUGUCCUGGUGUCAUAGCAGAAGUACCCUGCAGGAAGAAUUCCUUUAGAUUUUUGGCGUUUUUCGAUGAUCACACUGCAGUUUAUGUUGGCUUAUCUCUAUUACACAAAGUGUACCAGCCAUUGACAGAGCCUUUGGAUGAUAUUGUAGAUGAGGUCCACCGAGCCUUCAUGAAGGAUUACUUAGAAAGUUGGCCUCAUCCGCCACAGGCCUAUUACAAGCUGGGACAGGUCAUUAAAGCAGAGUUUAAUGGCGCCCAGCAGGAAUGUGAGGUGCGCCAGGUUGACUGCAGCUUGAUCGAGGUUGUUUUUAAGGGAGAUCAACAUACAGAGUGGAUAUACCGAGGUUCCAUGCGCUUGGAGCAGGUGACCCAUAUGAGAGCGCAGAUGAAGUUUGACGAGGAAAAGUGGAAAGGCAGGAAAGUAUCAAAUAACUCUUGAUGGUGGGUCCCUGUGCCAAAAGUUGUCUUGCAGCACAUUGAUGUUUGUGUGGGCUUCACUGGAACCAUGGAUGGGACUCAGGUGCUGCUGAAGUGGCCACAAAUACAACACGGAAUUAUUUGUUCAUAAUUCAUGUCAAUUGUUACCUAUGUUUUCUUGAAUAAAAUAAAGUGCAUUGUUUCCUUCCAGCUUUCUUCACUAUUUAAGUUCACAAACACUGUGACAAAAGCAGCUACUAUUUUAGAUGUUUACAACUGAAAAACCUAAAAACGGUGGAGUCUGUUUUCACGGAAAACUUGUGAAAACAAAAAAGUUGGAAGUGCUCAGUGCACCUUAAGCUACUGUAUUCUUGUGUAGGUAGCAUGAUGAUCACAACUUUGUCAGAACAUGGACAGAUAUUCCUCUUUUUAUUGCCAUGUCUUAAGGAUAUCCAGUUUUAACAUGUAAAAUGUUUAAUUUACAUUAAACUUGUGUUUUGUUUUCUAAAGAAUAUUUUUUGUGAAGACACUGAGUCUGACACAAGGUAGCAUUAAUUAUUUCAUGGCAAAGCUACAAGACUGUAUGUAUUGGCUAUGCACAGUUGGGAUGGGUCUUGAUCCACAGCCUUGACCUCCAUUAACCUUUAAGAAUUAAGAAUGCCAAGAAAAUUAAAAACUAACAAAUGGUAAAUUCAUUGUGGGAAAAGAACAGUGUGAGAAUUUCAGCUGAAGUAAAACUGUUUUCUGCUAUGCCUGUUUGUUCAUUUAGCUGGCUCGACACCAUGAAAAAACUGAUGUUUGGUGGAAGUCGAAAGUGAACAAUAAAGACCUUGGACAAAAACUGAA
This is a messenger RNA of Solea solea (common sole), 2617 nucleotides long. Its product is annotated as histone-lysine N-methyltransferase SETDB1-A-like. NCBI's taxonomy places the organism in Eukaryota, Metazoa, Chordata, Actinopteri, Pleuronectiformes, Soleidae. Gene Ontology annotation, cellular component: nucleus. Gene Ontology annotation, molecular function: histone H3K9 methyltransferase activity. The coding region runs from base 261 to 1793 and encodes 510 amino acids. The transcript is spliced from 10 exons. Gene Ontology annotation, biological process: heterochromatin organization; negative regulation of gene expression. The record is from RefSeq and is a predicted model, not a curated record.